AUGAGCUCCAAGAUAAUAUCCCCCACAGGAGACUGGGCGCUAUGGCAAAUGGUGGAUUCGCUUUUUCCAACGGGAGGAUUUGCGCAUUCAUUAGGGCUGGAGGCCGCAGUACAGGAAGGACUCGUGGUUGCUUCAUCAUUACGUACAUUCCUCUCGGCGUCGCUGCACCAGAGUGCUAAUUUUGCAAUGCCCAUUGUGUUUUCGGCGCAUCAGAUCACAGCGACAUCGAUGAAGAAUAGCUGUGAUUUGGUUGAAUCAGUUUUAGAUCUCAACAAACAUGCCGUCGCGCUUUACUCAAAUCAUGUCGCGCGCAAAGCCUCGUUUGCCCAAGGCGCGGCACUUCUCAGACUAGCACUGUUCAUGUAUGGCCCAAAAUAUCCACAAUUUCAGACGCUGGUGUCAAUGCGAAAUAAUGCAAAGGAGCACGGAGGUAUUCAUCACGCCGUGCUUUUUGGUGUUGUCUGCGCGCUCUUGGGUGUAGAGGCUGAGCCUACGCAGCGAAUGUUUCUGUUUGUGACCACACGGGAUGUGCUGAGCGCCGCCACGAGGCUAAAUCUCGUGGGGCCACUCGAAGCUGCAAAGUUACAGUUCGAAAUGACGUCGCUUUUGGAACUUGUGUUCCAAGCUAAGAAGAAUCGAGUGGUGGAAGAUUCGUACUCGUCGGCGCCUUUGCUAGAUCUUGUCCAGGCCAUGCAUGAUCAGUUGUACACGCGCAUCUUUAACAGUUAA
Messenger RNA from Plasmopara halstedii, 729 nucleotides. RefSeq names its product urease accessory protein. Bases 1 to 729 code for a protein of 242 amino acids. Lineage: Eukaryota; Oomycota; Peronosporomycetes; Peronosporales; Peronosporaceae. The transcript has a single exon. The record is from RefSeq and is a predicted model, not a curated record. Gene Ontology annotation, molecular function: nickel cation binding.